AUGUGUAUCAUACUUGAAGAUGGGUUGAACGAUGAGAUCUGGUUGGCUAUAGUACUACCGGUGGAAAACAAGGAAGAAGUCCCUGUGAGGAAGAAGUUGUCCAACUGUGUCCCUGGAUUUGCUCGUGGUACUACCGGUGGAAAGGCUGGUGAGUUUUACAUGGUCACUAACCCUAUUGAUAAUGCUACUGACCCCAAGCAUAGAACUCUGCUUCAUGCUAUCACCCAACCUAGAUCACUUUGGAUCACUUUCAAAGGGUCUAUGACCAUCACGCUGGAAUCGGACCUCAUUGUAACAAGUGAUAAGACCAUUAAUGCAAGGAACGUCAUUAUCCAUGGCCUUCAAAUCCAUCACAAUAUUCCCGCCAAGGGUGGCAAGAUCAAGGAUGGUGAAAACCACCAUAGGUUACGGGGUGCCAGCGACGAAGACGAGGUCUCUCUUUUCAAAGAUACCAACAUUUCUUUCGACCAUCUUUCCCUUCACCAUUGCACCGAUGUCAUUCAAGAAUUCACUGCAGUUACCAUUUCUAAUUGCCAUUUCACUGACGACAACGAUCGUUAUUACGAUCGAAACGUGAAGAUGCAGGUCAAUGUUGGUUUGAACCACUUCGGUAAAGGAUUGGUAGAGAGGAUGCCUAGGUGCCGAUUUAGUUUUAUUCAUGUCAUCAACAAUGACUACAAUCACUGGUUCCUGUAUGCCAUUGGCAGUACCAGCCACCCUACAAAUAUCAGCCAGGGCAAUAGGUAUCUGCGUGAGACACCUUCGGGGCUAUGGAGGUGA
Molecule: messenger RNA, 780 nt
Organism: Gossypium raimondii (Peruvian cotton)
Lineage: Eukaryota; Viridiplantae; Streptophyta; Magnoliopsida; Malvales; Malvaceae
Product: pectate lyase-like
Exons: 4
Coding region: 1-780 (259 amino acids)
Molecular function (GO): pectate lyase activity
Source: RefSeq, a predicted model, not a curated record